UGUUCCUCUGCGGCCGCCGUACUCGAUACUUAGCGAGUGUUUACUAACCGUGCUAACCGCUACCUUAGGUGAAGAAAUGGCUGAAUACUCACAUGUAAAAUCAACCAAACUGGUUUUGAAAGGUCUUAACAAAGGGAAGAAGAAGCACAAAGAUAAGAAGAGAAAAGCGACAGAUGAAGAAGAAAAACUUGAUAUAAUAGGUGGGUGGUGGUCCAUCAGCAACUUCGGGGAAAUUACCGGAACGGUUGCCAUAGAGAUGCAGAACAACGCUUACAUCCAUGCCCUGGAUACUGGACUUUUCACACUUGGUGCACCACACAAAGAUGAUGAAGGACCAGACCCUCCAGAGCAGUUUACUGCCAUCAAGGUGUCAGACACACGAAUAGCCUUGAAGUCUGGAUAUGGCAAGUACCUGGGAAUCAACUCUGAGGGUUUGGUGGUGGGGCGCUCAGAUGCCAUCGGCUCCAGGGAACAAUGGGAACCAGUUUUCCAGGAUGGCAAAAUGGCUCUCCUGGCAGCAAAUAGCUGUUUCAUCUCCUACAGUGACAGUGGGGACAUCGUGGCCAAGAGCAAGGCAGCAGGGGAUGGCGAGAUGGUGAAGAUCAGAUCAAGUGUGGAACGAGAGGUCAAGCGUAAAGAUGACAUUGCAGAUGAGGACAGGGGCAACGUGAAGUCCUGUGAGAUCAAUUAUGUAAAGAAGUUUCAGAGUUUUCAGGAUCGCCGGCUCAGGGUUAAUGAGGAAGGCACUUCCACGUUAAAGAAAGCCAGAGUGGACGGGAAGUUUCAUGAAGCUUUGCUUGACAGGAGAAGCAAAAUGAAAGCAGACAGGUACUGCAAAUGAAGACUCAACUUUGUAGAUUGCUGCCAUGUCUUUGUAAAUGUCGUCAUUUGGCCUUUUAAUCUAACGUUAGAUGUACUUUUUGUUUCAUUUUAUAUUUUUAAUAAACAUUACAUGGUCAAUUCA
This is a messenger RNA of Toxotes jaculatrix (banded archerfish), 964 nucleotides long. RefSeq names its product FSHD region gene 1 (gene frg1). The record is from RefSeq and is a predicted model, not a curated record. Lineage: Eukaryota; Metazoa; Chordata; Actinopteri; Toxotidae. The transcript has 9 exons. Gene Ontology annotation, cellular component: nucleolus; striated muscle dense body; catalytic step 2 spliceosome. Bases 77 to 841 code for a protein of 254 amino acids. Gene Ontology annotation, molecular function: actin filament binding.